UAAAAAAUAUUUCAACUAAAUAAAAACUACUAUAGUAGUAGUGAAUACAUACUACUACUACUAACUAUAAUUAUAAUAAAAAACAACAACAGCAAAACUAAAUAAAUAACCGCAGCAAACAAAACAAAAAAAAGAAGAUUAUUAUUGACAAAGAAGGUUAAAAAUACCACAAUACGUUUGUACAAGGAUUGAAAUAACAGAACCCCCAACCACCCUCUCUAAACCGCCCACACAACACAAUUAAAGUAACGUGUUUCAAGGUUUAAGGAAAAACUAAUAAAAUAACAAAAUCACAAGACUCUUUACUGUGUAAGUGAAAGCGUUUGUGUGUGAAACUUAUUUGUUUAGAAGGGAAACAACAACUACAACUAGAACUACCGUUAGACACAUACAACAUGAUUAAUAUCGCUGGUGUUGUGAGCAUUGUGCUCUUUUAUUUACUCAUCUUAUUUGUGGGUAUUUGGGCUGGUCGUAAAAAGGAAUCCGGCAAUGAUUCUGAGGAGGAGGUCAUGCUGGCUGGCCGUUCUAUUGGCCUUUUUGUGGGCAUCUUUACAAUGACCGCAACCUGGGUAGGCGGCGGUUACAUUAAUGGUACAGCAGAAGCUAUUUAUACUUCCGGUUUGGUUUGGUGUCAGGCUCCCUUUGGCUAUGCCUUGAGUUUGGUGUUUGGUGGUAUAUUCUUUGCCAAUCCUAUGCGUAAACAAGGUUACAUUACCAUGUUGGAUCCUUUGCAAGAUUCGUUUGGUGAACGUAUGGGUGGCCUAUUGUUUUUACCCGCCCUCUGUGGUGAAGUUUUUUGGGCAGCUGGUAUUUUGGCCGCUUUGGGUGCUACACUUUCUGUGAUUAUUGAUAUGGAUCAUCGUACAUCGGUUAUUUUAUCUUCAUGCAUUGCCAUCUUUUAUACACUCUUUGGUGGUCUCUAUUCGGUGGCCUAUACGGAUGUCAUACAAUUGUUUUGUAUUUUUAUUGGUUUGUGGAUGUGUAUACCGUUCGCAUGGGCCAAUGAACAUGUGAAAAGUCUGUCAUCAAUGGAUGUCGAUUGGAUUGGUCAUGUAGAUCCGGAGCAGAGGUGGUUUUAUAUAGACUAUGGUCUGUUGUUAAUAUUUGGUGGUAUACCUUGGCAGGUAUAUUUCCAACGUGUUUUAUCCAGUAAGACUGCAAGUCGUGCACAAAUUUUAUCCUAUGUAGCUGCAGCAGGUUGUAUUCUAAUGGCUAUCCCACCGGUAUUAAUAGGCGCUAUUGCCAAAGCUACACCUUGGAAUGAAACCGAUUACACUGGACCCUAUCCGUUAACAGUGCAAGAAACUAGUAUGAUUUUACCUAUGGUAUUACAGUAUUUAACACCCGAUUUUGUAUCGUUCUUUGGUCUGGGUGCCGUCUCAGCUGCUGUUAUGUCCUCAGCCGAUUCGUCUGUUUUGUCCGCCGCUUCAAUGUUUGCACGAAAUGUUUACAAGUUAAUAUUUCGUCAAAAGGCUUCCGAAAUGGAAAUUAUAUGGGUGAUGAGAGGUGGCAUUAUAGUUGUGGGUAUAUUAUCGACCAUAAUGGCCUUGACUAUACCCUCGAUCUAUGGUUUGUGGUCCAUGUGUUCCGAUUUGGUCUAUGUGAUAUUAUUUCCACAACUCUUAAUGGUGGUACAUUUCAAGAAACACUGCAAUACUUAUGGCAGUUUAGCGGCUUAUAUUAUAGCACUUUUCAUACGUCUAUCGGGUGGUGAGGCUUUAUUGGGUUUACCCGCCCUUAUACAUUUCCCCGGUUAUGAUGAAGAAAAUCAAACACAAUUAUUUCCCUUCCGUACAAUGGCCAUGAUUUUAAGUUUGAUUACAUUAAUUUUAGUUUCAUGGUGGACUAAAAUGAUGUUUGAAUCCGGUAAAUUACCACCAAGUUAUGAUGUGUUCCGUUGUGUGGUGAAUAUACCGGAAGAUGUGGUUAGAGUUGGUGAACCAGCAGAGUCGGGAGAACAGCUUUCUGUCAUGGCUGGUCCAUUGGCACGAUCAUAUGGUGCCGCCACAAUGGCGGGCAAAGAUGAGCGUAACGGACGCAUAAAUCCAGCAUUAGAAACUGACGACGAUGAUCUUCCCAUUAACGAAGCAAAACGAUUAAAUCAACAAACGGCACAAGAACAAGUACAAAGAAUGUUAAGCAGCGCCACCGGACAAAAUCGAAGAGACAGUGAUGACGAAGGUAGUGUCGGGGGUGGUGUUAAUAGUGGUAGUGCUUAUCAUCAGGCUGGAGGAGGUGGAGGUAAGGCUGUGCCAACUGUUGAGCAAGACAAUACUGCCUUUUAAACAAAAUAGAAAAGUUAAACUAAAAAAAAAAAAAAAAAAAAAAAAUAAAAAAUAACUAAAAAGUACACAAGUUAAACUAUAAACCUUUUUGAUGAAUUCAAAGAAAUAAUAAGAAAAGGGAAAUGUGCUUAAACGAACAAAAUAAACGAUUUAAAACGCUCACUAUAAAAUUAAAACAAAAAAUUAAAUAAACAAAUAUUAAAAAAGAAAUUAACUGUAGAUCCUACACUAAAAAAAGUAAUAUGUACUAAUAAUAAAAGAAAUAUAGUAAAAUUAAUGAAAUGAAACUAACAACAAAUUUAGUAAGGAUUCUAGAAUUAAAAACACUCUAGAGAAUAUUUACCACAAACCAAAUAUAGUAGUUAUUCUAAAUUGAAAUUCUGAAAAAUGUGUGUAAAUAAAUAUUUAAAUACUCAUUAACCAAAAUUAAAUUAACAAAAAAGCAAUGUUAUUAAUUGUAUUAUUGGAGUGUUAGAAAACAAAUCCUUAGUUAUCUUCCCUAAAGCUUGUUCUUUUAUAAUUCAGCUUAGUUUUUUUUAAGAAAAAGGUUUUUAUUAAGUUAAAAAAAGCUUACAUUUUAAAUAAAAUAGUUAAUUGUUAAAUAUAUGUAUAUGCUCAGGUAU
Messenger RNA from Lucilia cuprina (Australian sheep blowfly), 2908 nucleotides. It is a transcript of the gene ChT, whose product is annotated as high-affinity choline transporter 1. Bases 396 to 2285 code for a protein of 629 amino acids. Gene Ontology annotation, biological process: choline transport; transmembrane transport; acetylcholine biosynthetic process. The record is from RefSeq and is a predicted model, not a curated record. Gene Ontology annotation, cellular component: plasma membrane. NCBI's taxonomy places the organism in Eukaryota, Metazoa, Arthropoda, Insecta, Diptera, Calliphoridae. The transcript is spliced from 8 exons. Gene Ontology annotation, molecular function: choline:sodium symporter activity.